CGGGGGUUGGGCACCCUUCCGCGGUUGUGAAAAAGCUCCGCGACGAGCGCUGGUGUAGUUUUAAUAUGGCAGCCGCCCUGCAGAGUUGGUAGAGCCGCGCAGCAACGCUCCUCAGGAUCGUCAUCGAACCAAAGCACCGAAGAAAAAAGCCGGCCGAGGAACCUAGUCGACCGAUAUCAUUCUACGGUUUCUUUACACGCAUAUAUGGUAUAUACAUAUUAUAUGUAUAUAUAUACAUGUAGGAAAAGGCAAAGCAGAAACCACACUUGAUCCUAAGUCGGUAGUAAGCUCAAAUAGGACUCGUCGCUUUUACCACCUUCGUCAAUUUAUUACCGUCUCAUUUAUACAUACCUACAUACAUAUACACAUAUAUAUAUAUACAUUAUACACAAUACGAAAAUCCACCUUUAUUCGAUCAAUAUUAUCUCAAUAGCGUUACGUAUAUAUGUAACGAUAUAUACAUAUAUACAUAUAUAUAUAUAUGUAUACAUAUAUACAACAUCCAAAUAUUUGCCCAGACUAAUGUCUCGAACAGCGAACGUUGGAGGUAUUUGCUCGUGUUGAAAAUCGGGGGAGACGAGUGGAAGAUAAAGGGAAAAACCUCUUGGACGCAGGAAUUAGACGUGUAAUUGUUCUCCCCUGGCCGAGACCGGAAAUCAUCAAAACUGGCGCCCUUCAAGCUAAGAUUUUCAAAGAUGUCGAAGUCGUCGAGCGGGGGAAACGACGGAAGUCGGAGCAGCAGCGUCGAGUGCGAUGACGCGAAUAAUCAGCAGCCAAUCAACAUUCAGGCGCUGGUAAACUCCAAUGGGAGAAUAGACGAGACGCCCGGCUCCGCCGAUGAAAACGCUCUCUGCUCCAGGAACGAACCUCUUGUGCCAAACUCGCCGCCUCCGUCUUACGAGCACGUUCUCGAAGAAACGAGAAUGGCCGUUGGACAGCCGGCAAAUAAUGCUGAAGAUGAAAUUCGCCCUGCAGCAAAUAACAGGGAGAGAGAGGAAAUACCGGAUGGCGGUACAGAUCGGGGUGGAAGAACACCGAUAAAGGGUCCAGAAAUAUUGCACAAGUCGAGUAAAGAGUUGUACAGAGCUGUGGCCAAGCAAUGGGGUAUUACGUGCAAGAUGAGCGAUCAGUGCCGGUGUUUUGAUUGUCAGAGCCAUUACUUCGAUUGUGAAUACGAGAGAGACGAGCAGGAGAAAACGGACGGAGGUUUAGGCGCCGGGACGCCGAUGUUCCUUUCGGAAGUGAUGCAUGGUACAGCCUGUACGAUUAUAUAAAUGGGAUAUUCAUACCGCGAUAUCGACAGCUUAUUAAUCGAUCGAUACGGCGUAGAUUGAAUCCUCGAGAUCUCUGUAAUUCGGAUCGCGAAUGAAAUAGAAACGCCCGAGGAGUGAGAUGGAUAUUUUUGGUAUGAGGCUGCAGUACGAAUAAGAGUAAUAAUAAUGAUAAUAUUAAUUAAUUAGUAAUAUUAACAACAACUACAAUGACGAUGAUUAUAUAGUAACUAGCCAAUUAUUAUUAUUACUAUUAUUUUCAUCUUUUUAAACAACGUAGUAUGAUUGUAAACUAAAAAUAGCCAAAUGAAAUGAAAUCGUUCUGAAAUCCUUGAUUAGGUUGCGAUUUCUAAUCGUGUCGUCAUUCAUUCCCGAAUUUAUUGAUCUGAUCUUGCAAUUCGCACCUGAAUGACUGAAUGAAAGGAUUACUCCUCUAUCGGAUACUAACUUGUCAAUUUGUUAUUUUCUUUUCUCUAUACUUUUUGUUGUCCAAUAAUUUUUUCAGUUACAUGCAAUAUUUGAACACUGCGGUUGGAUGGAUUGGAUUUGUUUUUAAAACAAUCGUUCAAUAUGUUCGCGGUUAAAAGACGGUAGGAGUUUAAAGUAAAAGAAACAUCGGGAUUUAAAAAAAAUUUUCACGAUCUUGGGUAAUUAACAAAGAAUGUUUUUAGAUGUGUAAUUUUCGAAAGAUUGAUUCAUUUUGCCAUUCAUUAGAAUUAUACUUACGUGUGCGAUAAGAAAUAGAAACAUACACGUAUUAACAAUCGCAAAGACACGAACCAAAUUAAAGAAAAGAAACAAAAAGAUUAAUAUCGAGAAAAAUUAUAAACGACGAAUAUAAGUAUGUAAUAAAUUUUGCGUACGUACGAAGAAAAAAAAAAAAAAACGAACGAGUCAACAAUUAUAUUGAAAAUAUUUGUCAAUUUUUCGACUGUGGAAUAAUAUUCAUCAUAUUUUAAUUCAACCAUAGGCCUACAUAUUGAAACAUAUAAUAUAUAUAUAUGUAUACAUAUACAUAUUUAUAUAUGUAUAUAUAUAUAUAUUGUGUAACGUAAUAAAAAUAUCUAUGUACGCGUGCAUGGAAAUCGUAUGUGCAGGUAAAGAUUGUAAAAUAUCUCCGUCGGUAUAAAUUUAUAAACAUAAGCAUUACCUAAUACCUAAUGAAAAUGAUGAAUUUCUGAAAAUGGGAUCACGCGCAUCACUGCAGGUAACAGUAAUAGCGUUGUUAAUUAUAAAUCUGAAAUUAUUGUCAAGCUUUAAAUUCUACACGUACAUCGUAUUGAUAAUUUAUCUACACACCUUUGCGACAGGCUGCCACGAAACUCUUCGACAGAUGUAUGUUUGAAAGUAACUCGAAUGAAAUUGAAUUGAUUACAGUGGAAAUGGGAUUAAGAUCGACAAUAUUGUACACGAACUCUUGGAUUUUGAAAAUUUUUUACGCGUGAAAAUAGGCUGCGAUUCGAAAGUUUUUAAAUGAGAUGAUGAAAUAAGGAGAACCAUUUAAUGUUUAUACUUAUCUCAAAUUCAUCUGUUCAGAGGUUCGCAAAUAUAAGUUUGUAAAAGUGUGCAUGUAUUAUACGUAUAAUAUUAUACCACAUGGUUAUUUUUUUUUUUAAAUUCUCUUAUCAAAUGUGUGGUUUUGUUUAAUUUUUUACGCGUGCAGCAGCGACUUUUUGAAUAAUUUCGCUAUAGGUGUAUAAAACCGUUCGGCUAAACGUUGGAUUAAAAAUUAAAAAAAAAAAAAUAAGGAUACGGUAAAUUAUUAUUUUUUUUUUUUUUGAUUAGCAAUUAUACCGGCAUCCUCGUCGCAUCGUUGUUCCACUUUCUGGAUCAGCUAUUAUUACGGCCUAAAUUUUUCCAUUCGAUUAUCAGGCUACACGAAGAGGAAGGUCAAAAAUUGACAGAGUUGAGAAGAAAAAAAAAAGAAAAAAAAAGAGAAAUGAAACUGCGGGGGAAAAAAGAAACAAAGGGAAAAAUUUUUGAAUGGCUUUCAUCGAACUUUCUUAAUUUUUUAUUUUUUAUUUAUUCAUGCCUAAACAUAGAUGCAAAAUUAUAACGCCUGACGACGUUUUCGAGAAGUCCAGCUGUUCUGCGUUUUUAGGAAAAUAAUUUUUUUUGAAACAUUAACGUGUUGUUUUUUUCAAACUUGUUGCUUAUUAUUACGUGUAUGGAUAUACACAUAUAACGGGUAUUACUAUUCUAUAAUAAAAUACAAAGUGUUUAAUAAAUGCCCUAUAACAUACGUAUACGUACUAUACGUAUAAAACAGUCGGUAUUUAUAAAGUCAGAUUUUCCAAGAAUAUAAAUUGUUAUUGGGGAAAUCAAACUCGAAACAAAUGAAAGUAUCUCCAUCUGAGCUGCCUGAACUUGUACAUACAUAUGUAUAUGCAGAAUAUUAUAUGUAAUAAUGCGUAUAUCGGUUCAUCAAGCAAACGGGAAAUAUAAAAACAAAACUAGAACAAACGAGAAAGAGAGAAGAAACGUGGGGGGGGGGGGGGAGGGGGGGAUUAUUAGAAACCUAAUUUAAACUACUCGAAUAGGAAGUCUCCAAAUUACUGUUAAGUCACGCACACACGGUAUAUAAUAAUGUAUUUCUAUACACUGAACCAGCAUGUUCAUGGAAAAGAAAAAAAAGUACGAAGAUGUCAAGUCCUUUACCAUAUUCCGAAAACCAAUUCAAAUGACGUACGUUUUUUCUUGAUUUUUCGGAUCGUUUGUCAUUUGUUCACCGAAACCGAUUAAAAACGAAACGAUCAAGUACGUCUCAAGGUUUACUUGGUUUAAUUACGCUACUUACUUUUUGCUAAUUAAAAAUCAUUCGUAUCGGACAUUUCAUCUAAAACUGCGAAUCCGACACAUCGACAUCUUCAGAGAAUAAAAAUUUUAGUAUCGUAAGAGAUUUCGCGGUAUGAAUUUUAUGCCGCCUAAUUAUAAUAGACUGAUUAAUAAUUGUACGAAGGAUUGAGAGAAAGCAGAAUAAACAAAAAAAAAAAAAAAAAAAAAAUAAGAAAAAGACAAAAAUAGAGAUAUCGAGAUAGGCGAGAGUCGCUCGUUUUACGUCAUCACUUCGGGAUAUACAUGUUAUAUAUAAUUGUACCUACUUCGAUGGAAGAGAAAAAAAAAAAACUAACUAAAUAGGCGAAUAAACAAA
This is a messenger RNA of Neodiprion fabricii, 4422 nucleotides long. RefSeq lists its product as uncharacterized. The record is from RefSeq and is a predicted model, not a curated record. Bases 696 to 1274 code for a protein of 192 amino acids. Lineage: Eukaryota; Metazoa; Arthropoda; Insecta; Hymenoptera; Diprionidae. The transcript is spliced from 5 exons.